CCGCGGUCGCCGUUCACACGAAUCGCGAAUUCGAUUCUUGCACCUUUUGACGUCGCGUGCAAAAGAGGGUAGAAGAAGAAAUUAAAAUGUCCAAGUCGAACGACAACAAGGCCAAGGCCAUCAUCGGCUACUCGGACAUCACGGACGACGCGACCAUCUGGAGGGCAUUGGCCGCCGAAUUUGUCGGCACCUUCUUCUUGGUCUUCGUCGGCUGUGCCAGUGUCAGUGCGUCAUGGAGCGAGGGCUACGCCCCAUCCAUGUCGCAAAUCGCCCUCACCUUUGGCCUCGCCGUCGCCACAAUGGUCCAGGCGAUCGGUCACGUGAGCGGAGGUCACAUCAACCCGGCGGUGACCUGCGGCAUGCUGGUCACCGGCGACAUCAGCCUUUUGAAAGCCGCCUUCUACAUCGUGGUGCAGUGCAUCGGCGCCGUCGCCGGCUCGGCUGUCCUCAAGGUGAUCACCCCGGAAGCAACUCAGAAUGGACUGGGCAUCAACAACAUCUCACCCCUGAUCACGCCGCUGCAAGGCUUCCUGGCAGAGGCCCUGAUCACCUUCACCCUGGUGUUGGUGGUGCACAGUGUUUGUGACCAGCGUCGCGGAGAUGUCAAGGGCUCCAUUCCCCUCGCCAUCGGCCUCACUGUCACCCUUUGCCACUUGCCCUUCAUCAAUUACACUGGCUCCAGCAUGAACCCCGCCAGAACCUUUGGACCUGCCGUUGUCACUGGUUUCUGGGAUAACCACUGGAUCUACUGGGCCGGUCCCAUCACCGGCGGCGUCGUCGCUGGACUGCUCUACAAGUUGCUGUUCAAGGUGCGAAAAGGCGAUGGAGAGGCCAACUCGUACGACUUUUAGACUUUUCGCCCAACCACGCAGGGAUAGAUCUUUGUAAUUUUAAUCGGGGCAGCGCUGCGUGCUCAACGCAUUUUUAGUUAAUUUAUUUUUGUCUCCAGUGAUUGACAACUUCUAUUAUAUUACACCCAUGCAAACAUAGUUGUUGGAGGCGCAUGUAUUUUUUUUAUGAUUUAAAACUGUAUAAAGUGAGGCUACGUUCUUUUAUCUAAGCGUUUUAAAUAUAUAAUGUAUUAAUUUCGGACCAAAUUUUAAUGAUUGUGAAGUUUUUAGACACAUAAUUAUGUUAAGAUUUAAGCCAGAAAAGCAGGGAAACUUCUUCAUUAUUUUGUGUGCAAGUGGAACCUAGUGCAAAAUCCAGAGUUUCCCAUUUUGAGGAAAUUAAAUGAGAGAGAAUUAAGAGGGUGACCUUGGUGCGAGAGGAGUUGAUUUUUUACCUGAGCACAAGCAGGCGCGCUACAGUCUGAUCUGGAAUAGCUAUAGAGCCGCGGUCGGUCAUUAUUACGUCACUUGACCCCCUUUUGCAUCGCCACCCCGGGGGCAUUUCAGCUCUGAGAGUAAAAGUAAAAGAGACAUAAUAUACAUUUUUUCCAUUCAUUCAUAUAUCUGUCUCUCUGCGCGAUUAUUUGCUGCAACGCGAUAUUCGUCGCGAGAAAAGUGAGAUGAGUCGAUUGCGUGUAGCGCGGCUCCAUUUUCCCGAUUCCCAACGCGAUAUCCCGCGAUGGAUUUUCGAGGAGCCUUGGACUGUCUGCGGGACAACCAAGUGAACUCGUUUGCUGCUGUGACUCAACUGUUAAUGAGCCAUUAACUACAUGCAUCAAAAGUCAAUGACUGCGCACC
Molecule: messenger RNA, 1688 nt
Organism: Neocloeon triangulifer
Lineage: Eukaryota; Metazoa; Arthropoda; Insecta; Ephemeroptera; Baetidae
Gene: Drip
Product: aquaporin AQPAn.G
Exons: 5
Coding region: 87-851 (254 amino acids)
Biological process (GO): transmembrane transport
Cellular component (GO): plasma membrane
Molecular function (GO): water channel activity
Source: RefSeq, a predicted model, not a curated record